Molecule: messenger RNA, 2735 nt
Organism: Plasmodium vivax (malaria parasite P. vivax)
Lineage: Eukaryota; Apicomplexa; Aconoidasida; Haemosporida; Plasmodiidae
Exons: 1
Coding region: 51-2147 (698 amino acids)
Biological process (GO): chromatin remodeling; regulation of DNA-templated transcription
Cellular component (GO): nucleus
Molecular function (GO): ATP-dependent H2AZ histone chaperone activity
Source: RefSeq, a predicted model, not a curated record
AAAAAAAAAAAAAAAAAACACAGUGACAAACUAGAUAUACGCGCUAACAAAUGAGGAAAAAAUCCAGUGGGAGUAAGAGAAGGAAAAAAGGGCAAGAUGUAGGGGGCGAGUCGGACGAAAGCUUCAUCGACAGCGUGGAGGAGGAGGAGCUGGCGGAGGCAGAAGGUGAGGAAGGUGAAGAAGACGCGGUAGACGCGGAGGAGGAAGAAGAGGGGGACGAGGAUGACGUGGAAGACGAAGAAGACGGUGAGGAGGGGGACGAGGAUGACGCAGAAGAAGUGGAAGACGUGGAAGACGUGGAAGACGGGGAAGACGGCGAAGGAGACGAAGAAGAUGAAGAUAACGAAGAGGACGAAGAGGAUGAGGAGGACGAGGACUACGAACUGAAAAAUUACGGCAUAGCACUUGAAAUGCCUAAGCGAAAGAACAGAGGAAAAAACCUGAAAAAGCUAAUCGGGGAAGACUUAGAAAAAGACGAAAAGUUCUGGAAUGAUAGCAUCUGGGAGGAAGAAGAAGUAGACGAGGAGUACGUCAAUUCGGAAGGGGAAGAAGAAUACAUAGAUGUAACUGAUUCCGAUUUUGACGAUGAUGAGGAUGAGGUGGACGAUGAUGACGAGGAAGAAGCGGAGAGAAAUGAAAGGGAACUAGAUGAUGAAGAGGUAAAAUGGAAGAAGAAAAAAAUGUUUUCCUAUUUGGAAAAAUUAAAAAAACAAACGCAUAAUCAUGCAUUAAGGCAUAAGCUAAUGAAGAAGGCGAAGUAUUACGGGAGCAAAGUGCUUGGUGGGAAAUAUGGGGCUCCUCUCCACGGCGUGGAACACAAAUCGGGGAGGAGAAAAAAGGGAGUGGCAGACGAAGGAGCGGCAGAUGAAGAAGUGGCAGGGGCGCUAAAAGUCGAAGGGAUGGUGAAGAAGCAAAAAAAAGUUGACAGCUCCUGUAUGGUGUUGCAUAGAUCCACUAGAGAUACAACACGACAGAAGACGGAGCAAAUACAAAAGCUCUCCGAAUUGAGAAGAAUCAAAAAGGAAAAUCGUUUUAAAAAAAUUUAUGAAAAUAAAAAAAAACAAAAAAGUAUGCAAAGGGAAAUGACAAGAGAGGAAAGAUUAGAAGAAGCAAAAAUAACCGAGCAGUACAAUUUGCAAUCCCUUUUACAGUUACAAGCCUGGGAAGAAGAAAAAAAAAAAUAUAUUGAAAAUAAGAGAAUUAUUUACCAUAGACCGGAAAAUGUUUUUAUUAGUUAUUCCUACUCGAAGGAUAAAACAUUUCCAUCCAGCGAAAAUUUGAAAUAUGAACUCGAUUCAUAUUAUGUGCAAGAUCCAGCACAAAUGGGAAAUGCCACUCUGAGUGGAGGUCUCCCAUACCCCCCCGAUAGUAGCAUAAACAUAGCGCAAAAUUGCGUAAACAGCUACAGUGGCGUUGUAGAAAGUAAUAGGGAUGUGGACCAAGCUGAUUCAGCAUUCCAAGUAAGAGGCGCAAUUGUUAAGGAGGAAGGUAGCGCACCCAAUGGGGAAGAACUGCCUGAUGAUGUGAGCGAGGGGAGCAUAAAAAGAAAAAAAAGUGAAAACGAUCAGGUGUCCAAAGAAAGCGAGGAGGAAGAUGGUAAUGCGGAUAGCAAAACAGAAAUGGAGAAAUCAAAACCGAUGCAGCCGAUCGAGUUGCACAAUUUGGAAAAUCUGGACAAUCUGGAUCAGUGCGAAGAUUUACACAUAGAAUAUUUAAACGAAAAUGAUGAAAUAAAUUUUGGGAUGCACACAAAGGAUAAUAGCAAAAAGGAAUGUGAUAACAUUACAAAGGUACCGAAAAAGAGAAAAAAAAUUAAAACGGACAGGGAGGAAAGACAAAUAUAUAUUGUCACCGAUUCGAACGAGUUAAAUAUGUACAGCAAUUAUAACAAUUGUAAGGAAUAUCUGGAAGGAGUGAGAAAUAAAAAUAACUUAUGCGCAAUCACCAAUUUGGAGGGCAAAUAUUUUGACCCCCUAACCAAAAAAUAUUAUAAUAAUGCAGAAGCGUUCAAAUUGCUACGAUUUUAUCAUCAUCAAAAAACGUAUGACGAUGUCAAUGAGCAGAUAUCCAUGAUGGUUGAGCUUUUUACGAACAAGUUAACAGAAAUAGAGGAAAAUACAAAAAAUGGCGUGUUUGAUAAUGUUUAGGGGGGGGAAGGAAACGCGUACAUAUGUUUGCUUAGUGCCUACCAGCUGUUCAACCCCAUCUUGCGAUGUGCGCAGCUGUCCUCUGCAGGGCGUUCUUCCAACAGUUCGCGCAAAUCACCUGGUGUAGGUGCCCUCCACCCAAAAAAAAAGACGCCUCGUAGUGUAAAUAUGUGGUAGAGUGCGUCUCACCUUCGUUUUUGUGAUAAUCGAUUCGCCUUCGCGGUUUUAUUUUGCUACGUUAUUUUGCUGCUACAAUUUGCCGUUUUUCUUGCCCCUUUUCUUGCCCAAUUUUUUGCCCCAUUUCUGUUGGCUUUUUUUUUUCUUUUCCACACUGAUCAGUGAAAGGGCAAGCCCCUCCCACAUGCCCGUGGCGCAUUGCCAGCCACACGAGUCCCUCGUUUGCCUCAAAAUGAUGUGCACACAUAUGUACACACAUAGCAUGCAUUUCCCCCGCCCCUCCGGUAGCUUCCUCCUAUCAGCUUUAAUUAAUUAAUUUUGUUUUCUUUUUUUUUUUUUAGUAAAAUUCCUUGCCGUGCCCAACAACACACAGCAACGACAAGCGAAAACUUCAACAAAAGCUGCGCACGU